AAGAGUGAGAAUUUGGAGCAGAGAGAAUUCAAAGCAGGAACUACGAGAAGGGCGCCUUUUAUGUGAAUGGGAGCGCGCACGUGAAUCCACAGUCGGCAGCCUGAACACCAACCGAGCAAGAGCACAUCAGCCCCUAUUCGGGCUGCUUCUGUGCUCACAGCCCUGUCUGCUAAAUCCCCCCGCAUCAAAAUUUUCCACACUCACACAACCGUCCAAGUUGGGACUAGAAACAUCACCCCUUCGGCGGACUUCUUGUCAAAUCUAUAUUUUGAACUUGAAGCUCUUGCCAAAAGAAAGCCCCCCCUACCUACCAUUCAAACUUGAUAUUCAAGGAAUCAACGGGGUGAUUGCCCGGUCUCACACCUCGCUCUAAGCCAGACCCACACCAGUCGAGAGGAACAGGCAACCUGAGCAUCUCAUGCCUGUACUUUGGGCAUAAAGUACAUGAAAGAAACCUCACCAGCUGCUUACAUACCCGACUGUGGUGAUGUCAAACGGCUCGAAAAAUCCCCCGGGCUCGCGCUUGGCCGGACUCCUGGAGCGACGUCAAGAGUUGACCGAAGCCAUCGAGGCCUCCCCUUAUGACUUGGUCCUGUAUCUCCAGCGCAGCGCCGUGUAUUCGAGUCUGGAAUACCCUGAUCUUGCCUGCGGCGAUGCCUACCGGGCUCUCCUUCUGACAGACGAGGUCAUCAACGAAGGCUUCGAGUACCAUGAGCAAGCCGUCGAGAGCCUGGAAGAGUACUCUAACAACAACCUCCCAGAGAUGCUGCGACAUGUUCCUCAGAUGACCGCCAAACCCGAGCUAACCGAUGAUGCCACGAAGCACGCUGAGCUCGUUGCAGCGGCCCUGCUCCGCUGCUUUCACCUUCUGUCCCUAAGUCUGCUUUUAUGCGGCUGCCUGAAGAGUGCACACAUCUUCUGCGAAAGGGGCCUAGCAUCCUUCCCAGGCGAGAAGGAGCUUCUUGGCCUAAGACGCAGAGUCGAUGCAGCAGCCCGUUCGAGGCUAAAGCGGGACUCGUACGAUACCGAAGACCUGCCGGACAGUGGCCUCGCUCGCCGAGAGGUUUACCCCUGGAAUACGCACGAACCCGACCGAUUCUCGGAAGAGUCCCUUGCCUUUCUCAAUGCUGAGCUCGCCAAGAUGGCACCCAAGUGUGUGGUCAAGGCAUCGGAGCUGCCCAUCCUGUUUGACGGUGGCCAGCAGCAGGACCAGCAGUCGGCAACCGCCACCCCAACAUCAACGACCUGCAAACAACUCGGCGUGUUCGCAGCCCAAGACAUGGCCCCUGGGGAGGUCGUCCUGCGCGAGUUCUCGGCGCUCACGGCCAACAACCGGCUGCAGGAGCCCGUCUGCGACGCCUGCGGGGAGGAGCUGCCAGAGCUCGGCUCCGAGGGCGCGGCGGUCGAGUGCCCGGACUGCAGCGACGCCGUGUUUUGCAGCCAGGACUGCUUCGACCGCGCCAUGGAGCUCUACCACCCAGCCGUCUGCGACCUGGGCGUCGACUCCAUCUCCAAGGACCCCGAGGCCGCCGACGUGGACCACUCGCUCUACCUCCUCCUGCUCGCGCGCCUGCUCGCCAUGGCCGCGCACCAGGAUCUCCACCCGCUCGACGUGCGCGAGAUCAAGUACAUCUGGGGCGACUUUGCCUCGAAUCCGCCGGCGCUGCGGGACAGGGAAGACGGCGACGACGGCGACGACGACGGGUCUGGGGACCUGUCUUUCCACACCCGCCCCGGCUGCACCCUCCCCUUCUCCUUCAAGUUCAACGUCGAGGCGCCGCUGCACGUGCUGGAGCGCAUGGACGUCGACGUCUACGCGACGCUGGCGCGGCACGACGUCUGGGUGCUCAACACGUGCUACGCCAAGUUCCGUGGCACGGCGUCGGCGCGCAAGAGCACGCGCGACGGCAGGCCCGACGUCGCUGCCGUCCACCCCUUUUGGUGCCUCGCCAACCACGACUGCGACCCAAACGUCACCUGGGAGUGGGGCGGCAAGAUGUGCUUGAAGGCUCGGGAGCAACGCGUGGCUUGGGUUAAAAGGCAAAGCGAUGGCGACGACAAGGACGCCCAGGGGGCUGCUGCUACUGUCCGUCGACAACCUGCUGGUAUAAAAGCCGGCGAGGAGGUGUUGAACCACUAUUGCGAUGUCGAUAUGUCAGUUCAGCAACGGCGCGAAUGGGCUAGUGGCAGUCUCGGAGGUUGGUGUAUGUGCCAAAGGUGCCAAAUCGAAGCUGCUGCCAAGACAAGCUAAAAGAAGGGAUUUUACAAUAUGAAAACUGAGGCAACAAGGUCUAGCAAACUUAUAUUUUACAAAGAAUAUAAAUAUGACAAAAAGCUCACCGCCCAACCCCGGAUGGGGGUGAACAGCUACGAAAACCCUCACUGGAGGGUUUUACUUCGAGUUACAGUGUGGACUCUACAGGUG
Messenger RNA from Gaeumannomyces tritici R3-111a-1, 2425 nucleotides. RefSeq lists its product as hypothetical. Lineage: Eukaryota; Fungi; Ascomycota; Sordariomycetes; Magnaporthales; Magnaporthaceae. The transcript has a single exon. The coding region runs from base 488 to 2251 and encodes 587 amino acids. Gene Ontology annotation, cellular component: nucleus. The record is from RefSeq and is a predicted model, not a curated record.